AAAGUAGUUUUUUUAAGUCUCUGUAUUUGCUGACUUGGAGUUCGUGUAACAUUUCCGUAGUGUUAAUCUCCCCUAUAAUUUCCUUCGGGAAGUCCCAGAGUGAGCCUACAAGUCCCAGGUGGGCCCGCGCACGCCUUGGGGACUACAACUUCUGAGGUGCCUCGCGGCCCGCAGGGCUGUCCGCAGCGAUGCCCGCAGGACCCCGCGGCUCACACGGGCUGCCCGGCGCGGCGCCCGCAGGACCCCGGCGGCUGCCCAUGCCGAGGUGAGUCCGCGGUUGUAGCCGCCGCCGUCCCGUACCCGUCGCGUCCCCGCCGCCGCUCCGCGCGGCCUCCGCCGCCGUCCAGGAUGCUGGAAGAAGCGGGAGAGGUGCUGGAGAACAUGCUGAAGGCGUCGUGCCUGCCGCUCGGAUUCAUCGUCUUCUUGCCCGCCGUGUUGCUGCUUGUGGCGCCGCCGCUGCCCGCCGCCGACGCCGCGCACGAGUUCACGGUGUACCGCAUGCAGCAGUACGACCUGCAGGGCCAGCCCUACGGCACGCGGAACGCCGUGCUCAACACGGAGGCGCGCACGGUGGACGCGGACGUGCUGAGCCGCCGCUGCGUGCUCAUGCGCCUGGCCGACUUCUCCUAUGCGCAGUACCAGAAGGCGCUGCGGCAGUCGGCGGGCGCCGUGGUCAUCAUCCUGCCGCGGGCCAUGGCCGCCGUGCCCCAGGACGUGGUCCGGCAAUUCAUGGAGAUCGAGCCCGAGAUGCUGGCCAUGGAGACCCUCGUCCCCGUGUACUUCGCCGUGGAGGACGAGGCCCUGCUGUCCAUCUACGAGCAGACCCAGGCCGCCUCUGCCUCCCAGGGCUCGGCCUCCGCCGCUGAAGUGCUGCUGCACACAGCCACCGCCAACGGCUUCCAGAUGGUCACCAGCGGGGUCCAGAGCAAGGCUGUGAGCGACUGGCUCAUCACCAGCGUGGAGGGGCGGCUGACCGGGCUGGGCGGCGAGGACCUCCCCACCAUUGUCAUCGUGGCCCACUACGACGCCUUCGGGGUGGCCCCGUGGCUGUCUCUGGGCGCAGACUCCAACGGGAGCGGCGUCUCCGUGCUGCUGGAGCUGGCUCGCCUCUUCUCCCGGCUCUACACCUACAAGCGCACCCACGCCGCGUACAACCUCCUCUUCUUUGCCUCGGGAGGGGGCAAGUUCAAUUACCAGGGCACCAAGCGCUGGCUGGAGGACAACCUGGACCACACCGACUCCAGCCUGCUGCAGGACAACGUGGCCUUUGUCCUGUGCCUGGACACCGUGGGCCGGGGCAGCAGCCUGCACUUGCACGUGUCCAAGCCUCCGAGGGAGGGGACGCUACAGCACGCCUUCCUGCGGGAGCUUGAGAUGGUGGCCGCGCACCAGUUCCCCGAAGUGCUCUUCUCCAUGGUGCACAAGAAGAUCAAUCUAGCGGACGACGUGCUGGCCUGGGAGCACGAGCGCUUCGCCAUCCGCAGGCUGCCGGCCUUUACGCUGUCCCACCUGGAGAGCCACCGCGAUGGGCAGCGCAGCAGCAUCAUGGACGUCCGGUCUCGCGUGGACUCCAAGACGCUGACACGCAACACACGGAUCAUCGCAGAGGCGCUGACCAGGGUCAUCUACAACCUGACGGAGAAGGGGACGCCGCCGGACAUGCCGGUGUUCACGGAGCAGAUGCAGGUCCAGCAGGAGCAGCUGGACUCGGUGAUGGACUGGCUGACCAACCAGCCGCGGGCUGCCCAGCUGCUGGAUAAGGACGGCACAUUCCUGAGCACACUCGAGCACUUCUUGAGCCGCUACCUCAAGGACGUGCGGCAGCACCACGUCCGGGCUGACAAGCGGGACCCCGAGUUCGUCUUCUAUGACCAGCUGAAGCAGGUGAUGAACGCGUACAGGGUCAAGCCGGCCGUCUUUGACCUGCUGCUGGCCGUGUGCAUCGGCGCCUACCUGGGCAUGGCCUACACGGCAGUGCAGCACUUCGGCCUGCUCUACAAGACGGUGCAGAGGCUGCUGGUCAAGGCCAAGACGCAGUGACGGCCCCAUGACACCGCCGCCGCCCUGGGGUCCUCGGACACAGGCAGUAACGGGACUUCGGUUUGCUUUGGGUUUUCUUCCUCCUCUCUGACUUUGCUUGGAGGAGAGCCGGGCCACCUCCAACCUGGGGACACACUGGAUGAGCCCCGACCCGGGGACCCGCCAGCCUCCGAGCUGGGUGUGCACAGUGCCGGCAGAGCCAGGCCGUGCCCUGCCCCGGCUCCACAGCGACCCCUCGUGUGCCCGGCCACGCCUGGUUAUUUAGCUCCUCGUCCAGGCUUCGGGGAUCCCCCCGGGCCCUGCGCUGCCCACAUAGCCCCUGCGGCCAGCGCCCCGCACCCCACACACUUCACACACACACACCCCACACCUGAGCUGCUCCCCGCCACCCCCGGCUGUCCCCGCUGCUUACGCAGCCCUCAGCCGCCCGCCUGAGCAGGUCCCCGGCCCGGCCACCCUCAGCCUCCCCGUCCCCGGGCUCCAGCCUCAGUUUCUCCUCCGUGAAGGAAGACCCUCCCAUCACGUCACAGGAGGGACCGGGUCAGGAAUCGAGGGCCAUGGAGAAGGCAUGGACAGGCUGGAUGGGGCCGGAGGGCGGCGCUGAUCUCAGGGAGACCAGGAGUAUCGAUUCGUUAGCAAUAUAAUCAAUAUAUCGGCGGAGCUGCCCGGCGCGCCUGCCCCGGCCCCGGCUUGGUCUGCGACUCGCUGCCGGCUCCGACCACCGCCCUCGGGGCCCCGGUCCCUGCACCCUCCCACCUGCCUGCCCCAAGGAAGGGGCCUCGCCUGGGGACUUGGGGUGCCUGGAUGCCCCUGACGCCGCACUGCCCGGGCCACCGUUCCCACGCGAACUCCCCACCACUCCCUGGCAGGGCUGCUGGACACCGGGCUGGCCGGAGCUGCUGGCACCCGUCAGAAAAUAAAGCCAUACUGAACGAC
This is a messenger RNA of Cavia porcellus (domestic guinea pig), 2976 nucleotides long. It is a transcript of the gene Ncln, whose product is annotated as nicalin. The record is from RefSeq and is a predicted model, not a curated record. The coding region runs from base 349 to 2040 and encodes 563 amino acids. The transcript is spliced from 15 exons. Gene Ontology annotation, cellular component: endoplasmic reticulum membrane. NCBI's taxonomy places the organism in Eukaryota, Metazoa, Chordata, Mammalia, Rodentia, Caviidae. Gene Ontology annotation, biological process: regulation of signal transduction.